AUGAGUAGCCCAACCGCGACUACGGCGCAAGGAGAGCGAGCGCAGCAACUCUUGAUGAAUGGGGUUGCAGCUCCCCUCCGCGGAUCUCAUGAUAUUGAUGGUGAAGUGAGGGCCAAUCCGGACACGGUGGCUGCGGCUGAGACACGGGGUGUUGGUCAUCCUAUGGUGAGCCCAGCUGCGGAUGCUACGGCAGCCUUGAUAGGGGUUCGGGGCGAUGGCCCGAGAGCUCCGAAUUUGCAGACUGAUGCUGGCAGGUCAGGGCCUGUUGGUCCUGGGCACCCGCAAGGUGUCGUGGUUACGGAGGUAAGAAGUGAAGGAAGUCUUCAAGGCCAAGGGGCCGGGGGUGUAUUCUCUGGAGUUCUUCGUGCUGUUCAGACGCUUCCCGCCGCAGUGGAAGGUUUGGUGAGCAGGACGAGCUCCAAUAGGGGCAUUCCAGGAACCCCGGGACUUCGGGACAGCGUCGAGUAUGCUUCUGUGACUUCAGCUGCAGAGACUGGGCCGCAACCUCGAGCGGCGGUGACUAGACAGCCAGAAGCUCCGUUGUUUGAUGAUCACGCUCUGGAGAGAUUGCGCAGGAUGCAGGAAGGCGCUCCUUUACUGUAUCAGGGAGGAUUGCCAGCUUCUCCGAGCCCGCCGAGACCACCGUCGACGUCGUCUAGUGAUGUGCAGGCAGAAGUGCGUCGACAGCUCAUGGAACUCAUGGCCGUUCGCGAUGAGGAGAGUAGGAUCGUCGACGAUCCAAACGCCCGCGAGAGUAGUUACCCAGUAAGCCAGCGUGAUAUCUACAACCCGAACUCCCCGCUAGGACAUAGUCCAGAGAGCUCUCUGGCCUUCGCGGACUGGCUUCAUGCCACCAAGCCAGCGUUGGCUGACGUGUCGGACUCGUCAGAAGAACUGUGGCCGGAGCCAACUCCGGAGUUAGGCACCCUGAUGGAGCGUGAGUUGGGACUAAAGCAUAUUUCGGACCCACCGGCUGGCACGACCGUACAGGUCCGAGCUCUUACGAAGGCUACCAAGGUUGUGGUUUCUCAGAAUCCGGAAAUGGCAUUCCGCAUCAACCUGGCUAGGGCUGCACUUCAAGUUGACAUGACGCCUGAUGAUGAUAAGGUGAAGAAGUUGCAUGCCCAGAUGUUGAGUGAGUUAGAGGCCGUCCCAAAGGGUAACCCCAAGUCACCGCCGGUACCAAAGGUCCCAGCCACUGAGGCAGGUUCUUGCAGCAAGCCGUACCGCCGCCACCGCCGGGCGCAGCGCGAAGGCACAGCCUCCGAUACAGGGAACGCCGGUGACUUUGGAGAGACGGUAGUGAAUGCUGAACUGAAGGGCUGGGGGAACUCCCUUGAGUCACUAGCCGGGGAUCAGGACAAGUUGCGAGCCUUGGUUAAGGAUUGUGAGGUAAGGAUGUGUAAUUCACAGGCUGCUGCAAUGGCAAGUGCGGUUGCAUUACUGGACAGCGGGGCGACGCAUGCAGUGAUCCCGUAUGAUACGGGCCUUACCAAUUUAGAGCCAGUCCCGGUCACGCUGGCUGGGGAUGCGAGACAAGAAUGGCUGAAGACAGCCGGAGGGACCUUGGUGGUCCCACCUGAUCCAGGUUCAGGCCUCGACAAGAGCCCAGCACAGGUUAUUCUUCCGUUGGGAGCUUUGGUGGAAAGUCUGGGUUGCCAGAUCACCUGGAGCAAGGGAAAGGGCCUUAGGGUAAUCCAUCCCGUUCUUGGAAGGUUGGAUACAGGUGUAUCUAGGAACACUUGUCCGUAUGUCCAGGAGCAGCAGGCCCUUCAGCUUAUAUCAGAGUUGGAGGAAGUGCGACUACGGGACUUUAGGGACCAGAUCCAAACCCUGGAGUGUCAGCUCGAUGCCUAUGCGAAGCCACCAGACCCCACUGAGGCCCUACAGGCAUUCAUUAGGACCCGAACCCGGCGUGAGGCGUUGGCCGCUUUGAUAGCGCAACCGUACCUGCAGAGUGUUCCGGAUGAGGUUAAGGCUUUGUUGGCAGAGGAUAUCCCGGAAGGCACCUUGGAUGAUGGCAAGGCUGUGAGAAAGGACCUACCCUUGAAGAGGGCUGCUCGAAGAGAUCUGUUGGCCUCGGAUAAAUGGGUGGUACACCUUUGCUCCGGUAAGAAAAGACCCGGGGACCCCAUAGCUAAGUGGUGUCAAGAAAAGGGGAUGCCGUUGGUGCAUGCGGACGUUCUAGAGAAGGGAGGAAAGGGUUGGGACUUAACCAAGGCAAGGGGGACAUGGAGGGCACUGAUAUGGGCCGCCUCACUUGGUAAGAUCGCAGUGGUACUUUCUUCUCCUCCAAAGUACCGGGAAGGAGCCCGGCAAGUGUUGCACCUUCAGGACAUGUUCCUUUGGUCUUUGGCGUCGGUGGCGAGAGGGUCAGGCAUUCCAUAUCUUGCCGAACAUGCAGGGUUGCCUGAUCAUGUUGCUUCGUCCUUCAGAGAUUGGUCGGGGGUCACCAAGGUCAGGCUUAACCAGGGAGCGCUGGGGGACAGGUAUCUUCGACCGACGGAGGUAGACACGAAUUUGGACCUCAGGUUUCUUGAAGAGUUGGGUGUGCAAGGCGAGGAUCGCAUGGUCUCCUCUGAAGGGUCAAUUAAGGAUGAAGAAGCUGAAGCCUUGUUGAGGGCCUUCGAAGCAGAGAGUGUGGUAUCUUCUGAUGAUGAGGGAGACCCGCUUGAGAAUGUUGAGGGUUCCGAGGCACAGGUUCAGCGGGUGAAUGAUCCUUCGCCAGCAGAGGUUGAGCGCUGGAAGGCACAUUUGCAAAACGGCCACGUACCGUACAGGCGCGACUGCAGGCAAUGUAUCGAAGGAGCGGGCGUUGGGGUGCAGCAUCGCCGGGUGCGACAUCCGCAAAGCUACGCGCUCUCAGCCGACUUGUUUGGCCCAGUCCCUAGUGCGGAGCACGGCCGGGAUGAAACGUGCGUGUCUGGACGGCGUAAUCUUAAGUAUGCACUGGUUGGAGCCUUCAGGAUCCCAAGGUCUGCUGUUGAAGGUGAUACGAAAGAAGCAGGGGUUGAGGAUCUUUUCGAAAGGGCUAGAUCAGCAGAUCCCUUAGAAGAUGUGGGGUCGGAGUAUGCACCGUCAGAGCCCCCACCAGAGGUUUUAGAUGACUUUGAAGAUCUGAAUGCCCCUCUAAGGGUUCCUGGAACACGUGUUGAGCCUGAGGCUUCGCAAGAGGAGUUGUUGAAAGAACUCUUUGAGGUUCCAGAUGCGGACAGCUGCGCCAGAGCUCCUUAUCCGUUCAGUGUCGAAGCUGUGCAGGGCACCUUUCAGGAGGAGCAGAGCAUCCUCGUGGAAGAUGAUGUUCCUCAGGAUCCCCAGGCACUCAGGGAACUGAUCAAGGAUCUGAAGGAGCCCGUAGAGCAGGUUGUGUUGAGAUACGUUGUUCCUUUAAAGGGAAAGUCCGGACCUGAGGUUGCGGAAGGGAUUCAGAAAAUGAUUUUAUCCAUUAACGCAAGGUACCCAGUGAGGAUUUUGCACACUGACUUGGGAACUGAGUUUAUCUCGAGCCAAUUGUCCAAGUGGUUAGCGGGUCAGAGCAUCCGAAUGCAACACACCCUUCCUACCGAUAAGAAGGCAAACGGUCUCGCUGAGAGGUGGGUUGAGGCUCGGUAUGCUGCCCCGCAUAGCACAAUACCCGAUGGGCACGUGCUCAUCACUGAUCAGAGCGGGAGCUUGGAUCAGGAGGAGCUUGAGCAGCUUGAGGCUGAGAAUGGGGAAGGCCCUAGUCCGCUUCCUCCUGGUGCGAAAAGUCCGGACUGGGUCAUAGUGGGAUAUACACCGUUGGGCUCUGCUAAGUUGGCAGAUGAUGACUGGAAUGAGUUGCAGCGCUUGGAGACGCGGACUCUCCUCACCGAGAGCAAGGGGCCUUGGAGGAUGACGUACAGCCAGUUUGCAGAGCAUGAGUGGAAACGCCUGACGUUCAUGGGGGUGAAUGAGCCAGAAGAUCUGGCAUACUUGUUUGAGGAAGAUUUGAUUGAGAUAGCAAUUUAUCAUUUGACAGAGACGCCCCAAGCAGAUCCAACGGAAUCACCCAUGUCUCAGGACCAUUUGGAGAUGAUGUACUUGCAAUCCAUGUGGGAGGCGGAAGAAGAUACUCCUGUAGACAGCUGGCCGCCAGCAGCUUCCAGCACUGACUGCACAGGCUUAGGAGACCCAAGCAGAUCCGACGGAAUCACCCACAUCUCAGGCCACUGGACAGAGUGCGAUGACGGUGAGGUAGCAAGCCCACCGCGUGUGAGGCGUGUAGAUGAAGCAAUGUUCACUCCUGAUGUCGAAGGCCUACUCGAGAGGUUGGAAGGACCACUUGAGGUCGUGCACAAUGUUGCCCCCGCGGAGGUGAGAAGUCACCUAGAGAAGUGGCGACAAGCAGCGACCACUGAAGUGCAGUCUUUAGAGACAAUGGGCGCUAUACGGAGACUUAGGGGCCAAGAGGCCCGGGGAAUACUCCGGAGUGGAGACGUUGAGAUCAUUCCAGCAAAGGCUGUCUGCACGGUCAAGCCGGGCUCUCCCUUCAAGCGAAAGGUGCGUGUGGUUUCGUGCGGGAAUUUUGCAUCUACCACGGAGGAAACAUUACUCUAUGCGGGCGGAGCUGGAGCUGAGACACUGAGAGCUUUGCUGGCGCACAAUGGCAGAAGGGGUCGAAGGUGCCAUAGUUUGGACGUGAAGUCAGCGUUUCUACUGGCGCCCAUACCGGCGUAUGUGAAGAAGAGGUAUGCAGUACGGCCCCCGAAGCUGUUGACGGAGCUAGGCAUCUGCGCUGCUGAUGAGAUCUGGAUGAUUGAACGAGCUCUCUACGGCUUUCGAGAAUCGCCGCGCUGGUGGUCCGUGCAUCGAGACAGCGUACUAUCCACCGCAACGUGGAACACCGAGCGAGGGGCCUUGCGAUUGAGACAACUGGCCAGCGAUUCAAACGUCUGGUCGAUAGAGCUGGAGUCGGGAGAAUGUAUGGGACAUCUCCUGAUUUAUGUGGACGAUAUGCUGAUAAUGGCAGAUGACUGCAUUGCUGCAUCGUUCUUUGAGUGGAUAAGGGGUCGGUGGGAUUGCACCGACCUUCAGACAGCAAGCUGUGAUAAACCUCUGAGGUUUCUGGGAGUCGAUAUCUACGAGGAGAGGGACGAGCACGGCACCAUAGGGUUUAGCCUAGGUCAGGAGGGCUAUAUUGAUGAAUUAGCUCGAAGCCACAGUCUGAAGACAAAUCCACGUGCAACUACACCCAUCCCCAAGGAGUGGGUGCGUGACGCUCCUCCCUCGGAGGAUUAUUCUCCUGAACAGCUCCGUGAGGGGCAAAGAAUUACCGGCGAAUUGCUUUGGGUGGCACAGCGGACGAGGUUGGAUGUGGCGUAUAGCGUAGGGCUAAUGGCCAGUCUAGUGGCACGAUCUCCGCAGUACGUCGUGAAACUAGGCACACGGGUAUUGGAAUACCUGUGUAACACGAAAGGCCAUCGCCUCACGCUGGUUCCAGGCAAGGCCGAUGGAAUAAGGAUCUACACAGACGCGUCGUUUGCGCCUCAUGGAGAGCACUCCAUCACAGGGAACAGUGUUAGGAUAAGAGCGGGGUUCAUAAAGGACAUGCAGUCCAGGGGUGAAGCCACGGUCAGCCAUUGCCCGGGAGACCUACAACUCGCAGAUGCUCUCACGAAGGCAUUGCCGAAGGCCAGACACGAGCUUCUGGCUAAGCUUCUAGGUCUAGGCCCCCCGGGUAUGGUUGUAAAACGCCUACAAGCCACUGUAGUGACUGCCGAGGUUAGCCAAGUUAUGCCCAUCGAGGACGGGGGAACCCAGACUCUUGCAGGUGAUGCAGUCUCGGUAGAGACCAGAGCGGCAGUGCAGAGGGGGAUUGGCCUUUGGUUGUUUGCUUUAGCUCUUUAUUCCCAGUUGGAGCUUGGUGAGGCAGCUGAGGUAGAUGAGGAAGGUGCAGGUGAGCCAGUGAACUUAGAGCUGUCAAUGGUGUUGAUGUUGUUGGUGAUGUCAGUUUUGUUUAUUUGGGAGUCGGCAAAGCAUUGCGCGACCCAUUGCUGCCCUCGCCGGAGGGAUGAAGAGUGCCGG
Messenger RNA from Symbiodinium sp. CCMP2456, 6045 nucleotides. NCBI's taxonomy places the organism in Eukaryota, Dinophyceae, Suessiales, Symbiodiniaceae. The record is from the annotation of a GenBank genome assembly.